AUGGCCUCUUUAAGCACACCCACCACAUAUCCUCCCUUGUUCACUAAAGAACGCCUGACCGAGUUCGAGAACGAACUCGAGAAGGACGGUGAUCCCAUCACCAUCCAAAACGAGCUUGGGUUGGUCAAAGCAUUCUCCAACACUUGUCAUGGCAAUGGGCUAGCUGACUUACCUGCUUCCGAACCGGACCCUAUGCACAACUCGGUUCUAUUUAUGAGCGAAUACUUCUGGGAAGCAUAUAAGAAGUUCGGUAAGCCCGAUGACUAUCAAUCUCUCGAACUCAGGACCAUGAGGGCGCACUACGGGGUACCUCGCUCUUUGGAAGACAUCAGGAUCAGCCUCCGAGCAGGACUGGACAGGUACGCAGAAUCCGAAGAGGGUCAGGCAAUGGUCCAGAUGAUCCAAGAUAACCUCAGGGGGAAUAACAUGGAUAAGAUUUUUGCCUUUGGCCUCGGACCUCUUUCCUACAGCUCUGCCCGGGAGCAUGAGAGUCGCAGCAACGAGCACGCUGCCGCGAGGGUCAUCGCCACAACGAUACGAGAGAUGAAUCCUAAAAAGGAUAUCACCGUCUACCUUCAGGAUCCCGCUUAUCGCUCUGACUGCAGGCAGGUCCUCGGCGUAGCCGGCUUCAAAGUGAUUCAUUGCUACGGCGCCAAAGGGUUCACCCUCAUCGACGAUAACUCAUUCGUCUUCUGUCAUAACCCAGACUUCCCCUUUCGCGAGAUCGUCGCGGAUAUAGCUCGCCCUGCGGUGCUCGGCAUGAGGCCCCAGAGGAGCGAAGCAGAAAGCAGGUCAGAAGAAGAGCAAAGGAAGGUGGAUCGUGACUCUGUCCGAUCGCGAAAGAUGCUAGAGGAGUACCAGAUGGUGAACGUAGGGAGACAAGGUGAAAUCCUUGGAUCGAAUGCAUGGUACGUGAAGAACUCUGUGGUUGACAAGUCUUCCAGAUCUCCCCAAUCUUCUCCUCGAAAGGACGCAAAGCGGGAGCGGGAUCAUGCGUAUCCCAGUCCGCCCCUGUCCAGAGAACCUAGUGGUGAAGUCAAGAAAGAGACUGGCAAAAGCCGCCGCAUGUUUGUCGAAGACUUCAGCCAUGUCCGCCGACUUUCAGAAAACAUGGAAAUAAACGAUUUCAUGGGACCAUAUCUACUUGACAGCUCCGGACCCCCCGAAUGGCAAGCUAACGAGGUGAUGCACAUGAAUCCCCGCUUCCAAACCUUGGUCAAGUAUUGCUUGAACAUAUAUUUCACCUCCCUGUCGCAGUGCGCGUACGUCACGGACACAGUAGGCCUUGAAGAAGGCGUGCCCGGUGAGCCCGACUACAUUCGCCUUACUGAGAUGAGGCUCCAUGAUAUGGUAGUCGACAACUACCUAGCCGCAGGGGGCGACCUGAAGACGCUUCGGCUCGUCGGAGUGUCAUUGGUCAAAAGCACAGCUGCCUACCACAGCAUCAAGAAAGCAUUCGAAGACGCCGGAAUGACCUUCUUGUCUGAGGACUUUGUCGAGAUCAAGCCGGGGGAGCCGAAUUUUGAAGAGCUGGCCAAGGGGAACCCCUUUACGCGCAGUCUACUGACCCUACUCCGACUGUAUAAGGAAGAGACGGGCCACGCGUUCAUCAAGCGCAUCGUUUUCAUUUCUGCGGGAUAUGACGGACCAACCGAUCCGAUACCCAUAGGUCAGCCCGAAUUGUACAUGGUGACGGAGCUUGGCCGUCCGGAGCCCUAG
This is a messenger RNA of Anthostomella pinea, 1719 nucleotides long. Lineage: Eukaryota; Fungi; Ascomycota; Sordariomycetes; Xylariales; Xylariaceae. The record is from the annotation of a GenBank genome assembly.